GAACUUUUGAUUCGACCCUCCAUUGCUUGGCUGUAUUAUUUUUAUUGGUAUAUAUGAAGGAAUGGAACAAUCUCUCAAUAGCUGUCUAAAAUCAUGUUGCUUCACACUUUUCAGGAUCCUGUUUGUGGGAGCGCACAUUGUGCCUUGACACCAUAUUGGAGCCAAAAGCUAGGGAAGUGUGACUUCAUUGCCUAUGCGGCAUCACCUAGAGGGGGAAUCGUAAACAUUCAUUUGGAUGAACAAAACGAGAGAGUGCUUCUGCGAGGAAAAGCUGUCACUGUAAUGGAAGGCUGUGUUUUGGUUUAGAAAUGGGGUUUAAUGCCAUUAUCAAUUUAUGAUUAAACUAAAAUAAAUCACAACGAUCAUUUGGAACGAUUACUGGCUCUUACUUGUACGUGUUGUUUUCUCAUUACAUGUAUUUAUUGUUGGUUAAUAUAUGACAUUGCACUUA
Messenger RNA from Rubroshorea leprosula, 451 nucleotides. Lineage: Eukaryota; Viridiplantae; Streptophyta; Magnoliopsida; Malvales; Dipterocarpaceae. The record is from the annotation of a GenBank genome assembly.